AUGAGAAAUCUUAAGUUAUUUCGGACCCUGGAGUACAGGGAUAUUCAGGCUCUGGGGAAACCUCAGUGCUUCUCUCUCCGAACUGAACAGAAGACAGUGCUCAUUGGCUCAGACCAUGGACUGAUAGAAGUAGACCCUGUCACAAGAGAAGUGAAAAAUGAAAUUUCUUUAGUGGCUGAAGGCUUUCUUCCAGAGGGUGGAAGUGGCUGCAUUGUUGGUAUUCAGGACUUGCUGGAUCAGGAGUCUGUGUGUGUGGCCACAGCCUCUGGAGAUGUCAUACUCUGCAGUCUCAGCACAUGCCAUCUGGAAUGCGUUGGGAGUGUAGCCAGUGGUAUCUCUGUCAUGAGUUGGAGUCCUGACCAAGAGCUCGUGCUUCUUGCUACAGGUCAACAGACCCUAAUUAUGAUGACAAAAGACUUUGAACCGAUCAUGGAACAGCAGAUCCACCAGGAUGAUUUUGGUGAAAGCAAGUUUAUCACUGUUGGAUGGGGCAGGAAGGAGACGCAGUUCCAUGGAUCAGAAGGCCGGCAAGCAGCCUUUCAGGUGCAAACGUACGAGUCAGCUUUGCCGUGGGAUGACCAUAGACCACAAGUGACAUGGCGUGGUGAUGGCCAGUUUUUUGCUGUGAGUGUUGUUUGCCCAGAGACAGGAGCCCGGAAGGUCAGAGUAUGGAACCGAGAGUUUGCUUUGCAGUCAACCAGUGAGCCUGUGGCCGGACUGGGACCAGCUCUGGCUUGGAAGCCCUCAGGUAGUUUGAUUGCAUCUACACAAGAGAAACCCAAUCAGCAGGAUGUUGUGUUUUUUGAGAAAAAUGGCCUUCUUCACGGACAUUUUACGCUUCCUUUCCUCAAAGAUGAGGUUAAGGUAAGUGGUCUGUUCUGGAAUGCAGAUUCCACUGUGCUUGCAGUUUGGCUGGAAGACCUUCAGAGGGAAGAAAAUUGCACUCUUUUAAAAACCUAUGUGCAGCUCUGGACUGUGGGCAACUAUCACUGGUAUCUCAAGCAGAGUCUGCCCUUCAGCACCUGCGGGAAGAGCAAGCUCGUGUCUCUGAUGUGGGACCUGGUGACCCCGUCCCGGCUGCAUGUUCUCUGUCAGGGCUGGCAUUACCUCUGCUACGACUGGCGCUGGACGACUGACCGGAGCUUGGGAGAGAGUUCCAGUGACCUGGCUAACGUGGCUGUCAUUGAUGGAAACCGGGUAUUGGUGACAGUCUUCCGACAGAGUGUGGUUCCACCUCCCAUGUGCACCUAUCGACUGCUGCUCCCACACCCUGUGAAUCAAGUCGUGUUCUCUGCACACCCCCAAAAGAGUAAUGACCUUGCAGUCCUAGACGCCAGUAACCAGAUUUCUGUUUAUAAAUGUGGUGAUAGUCCAAAUGUGGACCCUACAGUGAAGCUGGGAGCUGUAGGUGGAAAUGGAUUUAAAGUUUCUCUUAGAACACCUCAUCUGGAAAAGAGAUACAAAAUUCAGUUUGAGAAUGGUGAAGGUCAAGAAGUAAACCCACUGAAGCUCAGCCUUCUCACCUGGAUUCAAGAAAACGUUUUCCUGGCUGUAAGUCACAGUCAGUCCAGCGCACAGUCUGUCGUUCACCAUCUGACUGUGGCCCCUUCUGAGACGGAUGACGAGCAUGGACAGCUCAAUAUUAGUUCAUCUGUGACAGUGGAUGGAGUCAUAAUCAGUCUGUGUUGCAAUUCCAAGACCAAGUCAGUAGCAUUGCAGCUGGCUGGUGGCCAGAUACUUAAGUACUUUUGGGAGUCACCCUCUCUGGCUGUUGAACCAUGGAAGAACCCCAGUGGAUUUCCUGUUCGGUUUCCUUAUGCAUGCACACAGACUGAAUUGGCCAUGAUUGGAGGAGAGGAAUGUGUCCUUGGUCUGAGCGACAGGUGUCGUUUUUUCAUCAAUGACACUGAGGUUGCUUCCAAUAUUACAUCAUUUGCAGUAUAUGGUGAAUUUUUGUUGUUGACAACCCAUUCCCAUACCUGCCAGUGUUUUUGCUUGAGAGAUGUUUCAUUUAACACAUUACAUGCAGGUCUGAGCAUCAGCCAUCUGUCUAAAGGGGAGUCUCUUCGGAAGGUGGAGAGGGGUUCACGUAUUGUCACUGUUGUGCCCCAGGACACAAAGCUUAUAUUACAGAUGCCAAGGGGAAACUUAGAAGUUGUUCAUCAUCGAGCUCUGGUUUUAGCUCAGAUUCGGAAGUGGCUGGACAAACUGAUGUUUAAGGAAGCAUUUGAAUGCAUGAGGAAACUGAGAAUUAAUCUCAAUCUGAUUCAUGACCACAACCCUAAGGUGUUUCUUGAAAAUGUGGAAACCUUCAUAAGACAGAUAGAUUCUGUAAAUCAUAUUAAUUUGUUUUUCACAGAAUUGAAGGAAGAAGAUGUUACAAAGACCAUGUAUCCUCCACCAGUUACCAGCACUGUCCAGCUGUCCAAGGAUCCUGAUGGGAAAAAAGUAGACAUUGUCUGUGAUGCUCUGAGAGCAGCCAUGGAGAGCAUAAACCCUCACAAGUACUGCCUGUCCAUACUCACCUCUCACGUGAAGAAAACAACCCCAGAGCUGGAGAUUGUGCUGCAGAAGGUACACGAGCUUCAAGGCAGUACUCCACCUGUUCCUGAUGCUGUGAGUGCUGAAGAGGCCCUGAAGUAUCUACUGCUUCUGGUAGAUGUUAAUGAGUUAUAUGAUCAUUCUCUCGGGACCUAUGACUUUGAUUUGGUCCUCAUGGUAGCUGAGAAGUCACAGAAGGAUCCCAAAGAAUAUCUUCCAUUUCUUAAUACACUUAAGAAAAUGGAAACCAAUUAUCAGCGGUUCACCAUAGACAAAUACCUGAAACGAUAUGAAAAAGCCAUUGGCCACCUCAGCAAAUGUGGACCCGAAUACUUCCCAGAAUGCUUAAACUUAGUAAAAGAUAAAAACUUGUAUAAGGAAGCUCUGAAGUUAUAUCCGUCAGACUCGCAGCAGUACAAGGAUGUCAGCAUUGCUUACGGGGAGCACCUGGCACAGGAGCGCCUCUUCGAGCCGGCCGGGCUUGUGUUGGCCCGCUGUGGCGCCCACGAGAAAGCGCUCGAUGCCUUUCUGGCUAGUGGUAGCUGGCGGCAAGCUGUCUGCACAGCAGCCCAGCUGGACCUGACCAAAGACCAGCUGGCUGGCCUCGGCAGAACUCUGGCAGGAAAGCUGGUUGAGCAGAGGAAGCACAGUGAUGCAGCCACAAUCUUGGAACAGUAUGCCCAGGAUUAUGAAGAAGCCGUGCUCUUAUUAUUAGAAGGAGCUGCCUGGGAAGAAGCUCUGAGACUGGUAUACAAAUAUAACAGACCAGAUAUAAUAGAAACCAACAUAAAGCCUUCCAUUUUAGAAGCCCAGAAGAAUUAUAUGGCACUUCUGGACUCUCAGACAGCCACAUUCAGUCGCCAUAAAAAGCGUUUAUUGGUGGUUCGAGAGCUCAAGGAGCAGGCACAGCAGGUGAAUCUGGAUGAUGAGGUGCCCCAGGGUCAAGAAUCAGACCUCUUCUCUGAAACUAGCAGUGUCAUGAGUGACAAAUACUCCCAUAGCAACUCCAGGAUAUCAGCGCGAUCAUCUAAGAAUCGCCGCAAAGCAGAGCGGAAGAAGCAUAGCCUCAAAGAAGGGAGUCCACUGGAGGAUCUGGCCCUUUUGGAGGCGCUCAGUGAAGUUGUACAGAGCACUGAAAAAUUGAAAGAUGAAAUAUACCAUAUUUUAAAGGUGCUCUUUCUCUUUGAGUUUGAUGAGCAAGGAAGGGAAUUACAGAAGGCCUUUGAAGAUACCCUCCAGCUGAUGGAAAGGUCACUUCCAGAAAUUUGGACUCUCACUCACCAGCAGAAUUCAGCUACACCUGUUCUAGGUCCCAAUUCGACUGCAAAUAGUAUCAUGGCCUCUUAUCAACACCAGAAGACUUCAGUUCCUGUUCUUGAUGCUGAGCUUUUUAUACCCCCAAAGAUCAACAAAAAGACCCAGUGGAAACUGAGCCUUCUAGAGUGACUGACGGUUUUCCUUUCACUCCCUCCUUGGGGCCUGGCUGUCGGGAACUGGGAAGAGUAAGACAACUACCUUAGCAGUAUGGAGAGCUGCUCUAUACACCAGACCUAAGCAGACACCAAGCAGUUCUGGUUUAUUUGGGGUAUAAUUUUAAAUAGCAAAAGGUUAAGCUUUAACCAAUAUUGCAUCAUUUUGUAAGAAUUACUGUUCUUUUGUUUAGUGCUGUUUGAGAGCAUAUUUCUGGCAUUUAUAGUAGUCAGAAGAUUGGCUUUC
Molecule: messenger RNA, 4257 nt
Organism: Odobenus rosmarus divergens (Pacific walrus)
Lineage: Eukaryota; Metazoa; Chordata; Mammalia; Carnivora; Odobenidae
Gene: ELP1
Product: inhibitor of kappa light polypeptide gene enhancer in B-cells, kinase complex-associated protein
Exons: 36
Coding region: 1-3987 (1328 amino acids)
Biological process (GO): tRNA wobble base 5-methoxycarbonylmethyl-2-thiouridinylation
Cellular component (GO): cytosol; elongator holoenzyme complex
Molecular function (GO): protein binding; tRNA binding
Source: RefSeq, a predicted model, not a curated record